Messenger RNA from Paraphaeosphaeria sporulosa, 1103 nucleotides. RefSeq names its product RNA-binding domain-containing protein. The transcript has 4 exons. NCBI's taxonomy places the organism in Eukaryota, Fungi, Ascomycota, Dothideomycetes, Pleosporales, Didymosphaeriaceae. The coding region runs from base 32 to 733 and encodes 233 amino acids. The record is from RefSeq and is a predicted model, not a curated record. Gene Ontology annotation, molecular function: RNA binding.
GCCGCAAGCACCUUCACUUUCGUUUGCAGCCAUGUCCGACCGCGACCACGAUUUAGACCGCGAGCAGGACGAUCGUCGCUACGAUGACGACCGUCUGGAAGACCGCAUCGACGACCGCAUCGACGACCGUAUCGACGACCGCACCGACGACAGAGCGCCCGAGGGUGAACAGAACGACGAGGAAAUCGACGCGAUGAAGCGCCGAGUGCUCGAGAUGGAGGAAGAAGCCGCAAAGCUGCGCCAGAUGCAGCAAAGCUCCGACAUGGAACGCCACGACCUGCGCGAGAACAGGGAAGACGUCGACGCGCGAAGCGUCUUCGUCGGCAACGUGGACUACGGCGCAUCGCCCGAGGAGAUACAGGCGCACUUCCAAGAGUGCGGCAGCAUAAAUCGCGUCACCAUUCUCCUGGACAAAUUCACCGGGCAUCCCAAAGGGUAUGCGUAUGUGGAGUUCACCGAACCCAAUCUCGUCGAGCAGGCGCUCGUGCUAAACGACAGCAUGUUCCGCGGCCGCAACCUCAAGGUCGUACCAAAGCGCACCAACCUCCCCGGCAUGUCCAGGGGCCGUGGUGGCGGCCGUGGUGGCGGUGGAGGCCGCGGAGGAGGAGGCUACGGUGGUCGCGGCUCUCCCUAUGGGGGGCGUGGCGGAGGAGGCGGUGGCUACGGUGCCCCCCGCGGCGGCGGCUACCGAGGCGGCUACCGCCCCCGGGCACAGGGAUACCGUCCCUACUAGGUGAGGACACAGACUUACCGUCCCUCCAACUAGGUGACCACGCUGUGUGGACAGCACAUGUAUCUUUAUCGACCGGAACGGGGUGUAUGGGCGGGCGAGUGGGCGGGCUGAUUGCAACGUCACGGAGCUGAUGUUCGAACUCUUGCAAUGGUUAUGGACUGGGCAUGUAUUAUAUCGGAUCAGCGAAAACCCUAUUUCUAGGUGUUGUUGCCUCGGCAUGUGGCGUGGGGUGGAAGGAAGACAUUGUUCUUCGAAGGGAGGGCGGCCAUUUGGCUUCGAUUGGAGACAGCGAGGAUUUAGAGGCAGGCGUGUUUGAGUUCGUGUACGUACAACCACUGGUAUUGAUUAAUUUCCGCGCGGCGGCUUCUUA